AUGCGCUUAACACCACAUCUGCGCAAUGUGCAGCUCCCCCCAACCUCGACGUCACAUAAAGCGUCUGCUGCUCUGCGCGAGCGUGUCCGAAGACCUGCCCUGCUCAAGAGGCUGAUGACCGCGGAAGAGUUGGCCCCUCUUUUCAAUAUUGGAUGGUCUGGCUUCACGGGUGUUGGAUACCCCAAGACCGUUCCAACUGCCAUCGCAAACCAUAUAGAAGCGAACAACCUACAAGACGAUCCUGCCACCAAGAAAAAGUUCAACCUUUUCGUAGGAGCCAGUGUUGGCCCUGAAGUGGAGGACAGAUGGGCGAGACUCGACAUGAUCGCGCGGCGGUACCCUCAUCAGGUCGGAAAAGACAUAGCAAAGGGAAUCAACGCAGGAAGGAUUGAGUUUGCAGAUAAACACUUGUCCAUGUUCCCACAAGAUCUCACAUACGGCUACUACUCCCUCCGCCGCAAUCACGGAGACCCAUCCAAGCCUCUGGACUGGGCCAUCGUCGAAGCGACCGCCAUCACUGAAGAAGGAGGUAUCGUCCCCGGUGCGUCGGUGGGCGCGACACCCGAGAUUCUGCAGAGCGCGGAGAAGAUCAUUAUCGAAGUCAACACUCGCAUUCCUAACCUCGAGGGUCUGCAUGAUAUCAACCAGAGCUUUUUGCCGCCUCAUAGGCAGCCUUAUUUGAUCAAGCACCCGCAAGAUCGCAUUGGGAAUACUUCUAUCCCUAUUGACCCAGACCGUGUUGUUGCAAUUGUCGAGUCCAAUCAUCCCGAUAAUACAGGCCAAAAUUCUCCCGAGAACGACGAAUCGCGAGCUAUCGCGGCACACCUCAUCAACUUCCUAUCUGACGAGGUCCACGCGGGCCGGCUGCCCUCAUCACUGCUGCCUCUUCAAUCAGGUAUCGGCAAUGUCGCGAACUCGAUCAUUGGCGGGUUGGCAGAGGGACCGUUUGAGAGUGUGCAGGUGUGGACUGAGGUUCUGCAGGAUACUUUCUUGAGAUUUUUCGAUUCUGGAAAGUUGAAGUUUGCUACUGCUACUAGCAUUAAGUUUAGCCCGGACGCGUUUGACACGUUCUACGCCAAUUGGGGAAACUAUAGAGAUAGACUUCUGCUUCGCUCCCAACAAGUCGCAAACUCGCCUGAAAUUAUUAGGCGUCUCGGUGUCAUCGCUAUGAACACACCUUUGGAGGUUGACAUUUACGCCCACGCCAACUCGACGAACGCUCUGGGAUCGCGGAUGUUGAACGGGCUCGGCGGCUCGGCGGACUUUUUGCGCAACGCCAAGUUGUCGAUUAUGCACACACCUAGUGCGCGUCCUACUAAGACGGAUCCGACGGGUAUUAGCUGUAUUGUACCGUUCGCUUCGCAUAUCGAUCAGACUGAACAUGACCUUGAUGUGAUUGUCACUGAACAAGGUCUCGCUGAUCUGCGUGGCCUUUCUCCGCGCGAGCGCGCGCCUAUUAUUAUCAACAAGUGCGCGCACCCUGAUUAUAGGCCGGCCUUGAUGGAAUACUAUGAGCGGUCACUGUUCGAGUGCUUGAAGCGCGGUGCUGGACAUGAACCGCAUAUGCUAAGGAAUGCGUUCAAGUUCCACACGAACUUUAUGGAGCAUGGUACGAUGAAGAUCAAAAAUUGGGAUUAA
Psilocybe cubensis is the source of this 1638-nucleotide messenger RNA. RefSeq lists its product as uncharacterized. The record is from RefSeq and is a predicted model, not a curated record. Gene Ontology annotation, cellular component: mitochondrion. Gene Ontology annotation, molecular function: acetate CoA-transferase activity; acetyl-CoA hydrolase activity. Lineage: Eukaryota; Fungi; Basidiomycota; Agaricomycetes; Agaricales; Agrocybaceae. Gene Ontology annotation, biological process: acetate metabolic process. Bases 1 to 1638 code for a protein of 545 amino acids. The transcript has 12 exons.